This is a messenger RNA of Paramecium pentaurelia, 8940 nucleotides long. The record is from the annotation of a GenBank genome assembly. Lineage: Eukaryota; Ciliophora; Oligohymenophorea; Peniculida; Parameciidae.
AUGUUUGAAAAAAUAUUAGAAAAAGUAUUGAUUUAAUAUUUUGGGAAAUUUAUUAGUGGCUUAGAUAAGAACAACUUAAAAUUAGGAGUUUGGAGUGGAAAUAUGGUUAUUGAAAAUGUUAAUCUGAAGUCAGAUAUUAUUGAGAUGUUGGAGUUACCAAUAAAAUUAGAGAAAAGCAGUGUAGGAAAAUUAACAAUCAAAAUUCCUUGGAAGAAAAUUACAAGUGCACCUGUUGAAAUUACAAUCGAAAAUGUUUUUGUGACAUUGAUUCCACUAACUGAAUGGCACUUUGAUGAUAAUUUAGUAUUGGUAAAGAAAAUUGAAGGAUUAACAAAUUAUUGUUAAAAAUGUUUGAAAAGAGGAAUUAAGAAAAAAAAAAGUGAAGAAAAAGACAAAGGUUAUUUAGACAAGAUGGCUUUAAAAAUAAUGGAUAAUAUUUAAUUGAAAAUUGUGAAUAUCCAUAUUCGAUAUGAAUCAUUUUAUAAUUGGGGCAUUACUUUAGAGAUGCUUGAUAUUUUCACAACUAACUAGAUUUGGCAAAGAUGUUAUAUCGAUAGGUCAGAGGGUUAAAAUGUGAGCAUGAAUAAGUUAUUUUAAUUGAAAAAUUUAGCCAUUUAUUGGAAUAUAAAAAGUGAAGAUAAUAUUGUGGAAUAUAAUAAAUUUAUGGAAGAAAGAAUUUUAAAAUAAAAUUUAGAAGCCAAAGAGUAUUGUAAUUUUAUCAUAGUUAUAAAUGCAGAAAUGAAGGUAGUUUAGAAUGAUUCAAAUACUUAAGAAGCUUUAAAAGAUAUGUAAUUAUAUUUAGAUGAAAUAAAUCUUAUAGUUCAAUAAAUGCAGUUUUAACAAUUUGUACACUUUGUUGAAUAAUGUUCUACUUUUUCAAAACUCUUAUGGUUGUAAAGAAAAAAAUAACUUAUCAAAGUUUCUGAAACAAAUUAGUUUUAAUAAUGGUUUGUUAUAUUAUUUCCUAAAGUCCAAUAGUAUGGUCUGGUUCAUUUAGAUUCUACAGAAAAGGAUAAUUUUUAUUAAAUUAUAAGAGCUGUUGAAUAUAAUUAAUUAUUAGAUUGGGUAUAAAUCUCUGCCAGAUAACUGAUAAAGGAAGCCAAAAUAACUAAAGCAACAACAGAUAAAAUCAAAAAAGAGACUGCGUGGUGGAAGUCUGAUAAAAAAUAAGCCUAAGAUAUUUAUUUAGAUGAAGACGAAAUUCUGGCAAUUAAUAAAUAAAUUGAUUAGAUAUUUCAAGAGGAAAGGAAAAAAGUUCUGAGCAGGCCAGAUGAAUCAAUAGAAUAUAAAUUUUCUUUUUAAUUAAAUAAGGGUAAGUUAAAGAUCGAGAAUAAAGGAGAUGGGUUGUAAAUAUUUUUUUCUGGCAUGUAAUGUUCGUCUGAAACUCGUGUCAAUUAAAGCUGCGAUGUGAUUUUUAAAUUAUAAAGCUUAAAUUUGGAUUUAAUAAUCAAAGAUGAUACACUACCUUUUUGUUAUAAAUAAAAUGAAGUGAAUAAGAUAGAUUAAUUUCUAAAAGUUCACUUUAAAAAAAAUCCAAAACACUUUGAAGAAGAUGCAUCCAUGAUGAUUUAAGUCGAACCUAUUGAAUGCACAUACAAUAAUGAAAUAAUAAGAAAAUGGAAUAAUUUUUUUAAUAUUGAAGGAGUGUUAGAGAAUGUUGUUCAAAUAGCAGCAUAAGAAAAGUUAAAUUAAGUGAGUAAUCAAACAGCCAUCAGGUUAGAUUAGGUAAUUAACAGUUCAUAUAGAUUGGAACUAUUCGUUUUGAUUGCUAGCCCCAGAAUCAUUUUAAAUAAUAUUAUUUUUGAUUUGGGUAACCUAAGUAUAUAAAGUGAAAAAGAUUCAAGGUACUAUGAUUAUUAUACUCUUGCUAUAACAAAUCUAAAUUUAAAGUCUAAUUAAUUUGACAUACUUAAAAAUUUAUCCCUGUAAUUGUCUCUUGAAAGAAUGAAAGGAGCAAUGAAUCAUCCAGAAAAACCUAGGCUUAUUUUAAGUGGCAUAAUACCACCAGUUUCAAUCAUUUUAACUGAAAAUAUUUAGAAAGAAAUAUCUAAUUUAGAUCAAUUAAUUUAUCCUUAAAAAAGUGAGGAGGAAAAGUUAAAAAAAAUAACAAAAGAAAAAGAAUAAAUACUAAAAAAUUCUAAAUAUAAAGGGGAACUUAUUAAGAAAAUAAAUUUUUUAUGGACCAAAAGAUAUGCAAUAGUUUCAGGAUCAUUUUUAUAUUGUUAUGAAAAGGAACAUGAUUUAAAAUGGGAUGAUAGAAUCUUAUUGAAAGGAGCUACUUUAAUUGAAAAUUAAGAAUGUAUGAUAUUAUAAAACAAUCAAACUUGGUAUUUAAAACUAGAUGAAAAUUUGGCGAAUGAGCUGACAAAUAUUUUGGAUGAAUUUAAGGAAGAUGAAGGUGUUUAAAAUAAUUUUCUUGAUUAAUCCUUAAUGUAAAUUUAAUUAAAACUAUCCCUCUUUGAUUUAAAAUUAAUAAAAGCAAAUGAAUGCCUUUACUCUUUAAAGUUAGAAGAUGUAUUUUAUAAAUCACACAAGCAAACCAAUAUAUUCAAUAAUACACUAAUUUUAGGAGAUUUGGAAAUUAUAGAUAUGGUGCAUAAAUUUGAUAAUCCUGAUCUUCAAUAUUUAAUUAGAAAAGACCCAGAAUAUAAAGAUGCAUUUCUUACAAUAGAAAAUGAAAUUUUGCAUAAUUUUUCAUAAACAAAAUUUAAUAUUGGAUAAUUUAUACUGAAUUGGAAACCUGAUAGUUACUUAUCCAUUUAAUAGUUAAGCAAGCUAGGUACUAAAGCAUUUGGUAUAGAAUCUUUCAAUUUAGAGGAUGAGGAAGCGUUUUAAGUUUUAUAAGGAGAAUCUAGUGAUUAAAUAUUUUAGCAUAAGUUAGACUAAUUAUUAAAUUAAUAAUCUCAAAGAUAAAGAUGUUACAACAACUAAUUUGCAGAAAUUUUACAUAUGCUAAUUUCCAAAAAAGCAGUUGAAGAAAAUAUAAAUAGGAUCAGUUAAUUAUUUACUAGUUUUUCAAUUGAAUGUGUAUAAAAAAUAGAGUUAAAAUUAGAAUACGCCAAAGUCAACUUGGUGCAUAGACAAUCGCAUAUACUUUUAGGGUAUAUAGAUGCAUACGAUUUAAUACAUGAAGUAGAAUUUUCAUAAAAUUCAAAAUUUAUGAGUGGUAAAUUAAGAGAGUUAAGAAUAUUCGAUGUUACAAAUUACCCUAUUACAUUUGAAAAAUAUAAUCCAUUUGAAAUGGUUUACCUUAGUGAAAUAUCAUAUCAGCAUGCAAAUUAUAAUAAGGACUAUUUUUUAGAUUAAAAUGAGAUUACAACUACAUUCAAUAUUUGUUCAAUUAAUAAAAUAAUUUUAGAAUAUCAACAUCAAUAAUUUAAUAGAUUUGUAAAUUAUUUUUUGAUUUAAAUACUUUAACUUAUUUUUAAUCCUUCCCAGUUGAUAAUGAAUGACGGAAAGGAAAAACCUAAACUUGUCUGUGGAACUAUUGAAUAAUUAUUUAAUUGCUUUAUGAAUCCGUAAUUUAUGAUAUAUGAAUAUCAAUUUUAAGAUGUAUCAAUAAAUUUACGAAAAAAAUAUUAAGAUGCUGAUAAACUAUCUUUUAUAAUUAAUAAUUUAGUAUAUUCUAAUUCAUAAAUUCUUGAACCUGAAAGAUAAUAUAAUAAAGGAGAAAAUCUACCAAUUUGGAUUGAAAAAGUUGAUUUAGUUAUAAGCAAAAUUGAAUUAGCAAUCAACGAUUUAAUUAAAUCGAAAAAAAAUACUCUUAAGUGUAGUUUUAGAAAAUUACUUUUUGAAAAUGAAAUGAAAGAAUUAUUUAGUUUUAACAUUAGAAACAAUUAUGAAAUUUAAAGUUUAAUGCCUGAGUUGGAGAUUGAAUUAACAAAAAAAGAUUUUUAGCUUUUCAUAACAAUUUUAUCUUAUAAUUUUUUAACCAAUGAUUAACAAGAUUAACUUUUUAUUCAUGAUUAUCACAUUUACUCCAAAUUUAAUCCAAUAGAAAUAAGAGCCCUACUUUAUUUUGAAAUCUUUAAACUCAAAAUAGUAGAUUCAGGGAUUACCUUUCAGUUCAAAUAAACAUAAAUCGAGACUUUUUUAACUUAAAGUUUAAAAAAAAUUAUAAAUAUAUACUGUUAGAAAUUUAAUAUAAACUAAUUUAAUAUUUUUCUAGUUGGAAGCUAAGAUGAUGAUAAUAAUUACAAGGAAAUCAUGUUGCAGUUUUAUUAAUCUUAUGAAAGCUUAACUGAGACUUAAUUUAGGAAGGAAUAAAGAUAAUAAAUUACAGGUUUUGAAUGUAAAAUAGGCUAUAUCAUAUCAUCAGAUUCAAAGGAACUCAUUAUUGAUUUUGAAAAUACUAUUUGUUUUGCAUAUAGCGGAACACUACUUGAGAUAUUAAAUUUUAUUGAUUUAGAUGAAAAUUGUUUUCCUCCUGAAGAUUUGAUAAUUAAAAAAAAAUUAGUAACAAUGAUAAAUUGGAAAGGAAUUAUUGCAUAUCCAAAUGAAAAUUCAAAAGAUAAUCUUGUUUCAAGAGGUGGGAUUAAUUAUAUAUUGGAGAAAAAUAAGAAUAAUACUUCAUAGAAAUUAACAAUCACAAAUUUAGAAGUAUUUUUAUGCCCAGAAAAUGAAUUACUAGAGUAAAAAUUCAGUGAUGUAGUGAAAAGACAUAUUAUUUUGCCUAUGUAUGCUUUUGUAGGAUUAAAUGAGAAGGAAUGCUAACAAUAACUUGAUUUUUCAAUUGAGAAUUUAAAUAUUUAAGUUUCAUAUGAAGAUCUCACACCUAUUUAUGCUUCAUAUUUAUUCUAAAAAAAGUAGCUUGAAUUGCAAAAGCCAAUAAAAUAAAACAAACAAUAAGAAGAGAAAUUGCUUUUGGCUAAUGUUCAAGUACAUUAGGCUGAUAUAGUAUUUGUAUCUUUUAUUGAAAGCCCUGUACCAUUGUUUUAGUUUAUUAUUAAAGAUUAUCAAAUGAGUGUAACUAAAAGAAGGAAGUAUAUUAUGAAUUAGUAAACUUUUUUUCAAGCAUAAUUUUUCAAUUUAGACAUUGGUGCUUGGGAACCUUUCAUUGAGCCUUUAGUUAUAUUAAGUGAUCAUUCUAAAGAUAGUUAAGGUAACCCUUAAAUUUUCACUUCGAUUGUUAUCAAUGAAUCAAGUGAAUCACCUAUGAAUGUCAAUUUCACCAAAUAGAACAUAAAAUAAUUGAUAGAACUCCAUAAAAGAUGGGAACAAUCAAUUCAAAAUAUUGAAAAAAACGUUUAAAUUAAAUAACGUUCUCCUUCUAGAAUUUCUAGGAAUAAUUCAAUUGCAUAAUCAGCCAUUGAAAAAGUAGUUUGUAUGUCUCCUUAUAUUGUUGAUAAUUAAACAGGAUAUGAAAUUGAACUAACCAUAAUUAAUAAAACAUAAAAGAAAAUUGAUACUGCAAUUGUUGCUGCAUAUUAAUAAUUUGGAUUAAAAUAUGCUGAAUAAAUGGAGAAAAGGGUGCUUUCAAUUUUUAUAAGAUCUCCUUAAUCUAAUUUCAAAGAAAUAAAUAAUUUACACUUUUCGAGAAAUAAGGAUGAAUCAAGACAGAUUGAAUACAAGAUAGGAAUGCUCAAUAAAUUAACCUAAAUUUUAAUCAGAAUUGAAACUUUAGAUUAAUAAAAAAUUUUGACUAUUAGUUCAGAUAUUUUGUUUUUAAAUAAUAGUUAAUCAGAUAUAGAACUUAAAUUAAUAAAUAAAAUAACAUAAUAAUAAUUAAUUUUAAUUGUUUUAAAAAAUGAUAAAAAGUACAUUCCAAUAGGAUAUGAAUAAUCAAUGAUAUUAGUCAGAUAUUCAAAUGAUGGAGUUUGGUCUUAAGGAAUGGACCUUUAAAAACUUAUUUUGAAAAAUGGAAAUUAUAAUUUGUUUAUUAAUACUCCUUGCUUAGUUUUAAGUGUUAAAUAACCUGCAUUGACAACAUAACCAUUUGAGCUCAAAUUUGUCUGUCCAUUUGCAAUUAAAAACUUAUUACUUUUACCUAUAGAUAUAUAUUUUUGUAUUGAGGAUUAUUGUAGAAUAGAGCCGAAUCAAGCAUUAAAAAUAUCAAAUUCAUAAUUAAAUAAAGGCUUAAAAUUAAAAAUUAAAUUGCCAGGAUUUUAAAAAUCUCAAUAAAUUGAGUUAAACGAAUAAUUUAAGUAAUAAGAUUUUAUUAUUCGAGAUUUUCUCGGUUUAGAGUUAAGCUUAUAAUUAAUCCCUUUAUAUGAUGGGGAAGGAUUAAUUACAAUAGGAGUAGAUGGUGGAUUAACUAUCUAAAAUUCUUUAGGACUAGAUAUAUAUUUUUAUACUCUAAACUAAUAGAAGUUACUGAUUUAUUAGCCUGGAUAACCAAUUUUUUAAAUCACUGAUCAACUUGACGAUAAAUUGAGAGAAGAUGGGUGCUUAUAAAUUGUUAACUCUGUUGAUAAUUUAAUAAUCACCUUUGAAUAAUGCAAUUAAGAAUAAAUCCCAGAUAAAAUAUCCCAACCUAUUGAUACUAAAAUCAAUGGAUAAUUUCUUGUUUAAAUUCCAAAAGAAAAUGGUUAUAUGGAUAUAAUCAUUGAUGUCCAAACAAUUGUUGUACAUAAUAUUAGUUAAAAAAAAAUAAUUUAUCUAAACCCAAGAAUUGUAAUUGUCAAUAAACUAAAAACAAAUCUAACCAUAUUCUAGGAUCGUUGCAAUUAAGAACUCUUUAUAAUGCCAGAUGCUAAAUCCCCAUAUUUUUGGAGGAAGAUUUAAGGAUCAAAAUAUUUAAAGUUCAAACUCAAAGAUCUAAGCAGUGGAUCAAUCUCUGCUGAAAUGUAAGGAACCCUUAAUUUACCUUUGAGAAAUUCUAAAGGUUAAUUAAUGGAUUAUUUAAGUAUUAACUGUAUGGAAGAGGAUAAGAUUAAGUACAUAAUAGUCCAAGAAUCUACUCAAAAGCCACUCUAUAAAAUAAUUAAUUAAUUGAACUAUGACAUAUGCUUUUAUUAAACUGAAAUUCAAGAAUUGAAUGAAUAUAUCAAAACAAAUUUACCUAUGGGAGGUAGAGUUGACUAUUCUCUAGAUAAUCCUGGAUAUACUAGAAUGAUAACUUUAGAAUUAUAUAAAAAUGGAUAAUUCUCUGAUUUUGUGAAAGUUGAAUUAGUUAAUUCUGAUUAAACCCGUUAAUAUAAGAUGGCUGAUGAUGAAAUAUUCUAUUUGAAUACUUAGUUUUCUUUAGAUCAAAGACAAAUGAUUGUAACUAUAUCUAAUACCGAGUAACCUAACAAAAAAUUGAAUUACGACAAUAUUCUCAAUUAAUUUAGCAUUCUCAUACCAAAAUUGAAUAUAUCAAUCAUAAAUUCAUAUCCAAGAGAUGAACUCCUUGCUAUCUCAAUUUAAAAAAUAGAAUUUAUUUAAUUAGUUGAUAUAUUAGAAACUAUUUAAAUUAAAAUAUAAGAUUUAUAAAUAGACAAUAAUUAGCAUUUUAGAUGUACAUAUCCUGUUUUAGUAACAUAAUAAAAUGAAAAAUCGAAUAUUCCAUUUAUGAAUGCUCUAUUAAAAAGGGCGCACUAAAUAAAUUUCAUAAACUAUUUUGAAACUGUAAAAUUGGCUAUUCAUCCCAUCUCUGUUAGAAUAACUGAAGGGACCUUUUGUGAAUUAGAAAGUUAUUUAAAAUCUUUAGAAUGGAUUGAAGAGUAAAAGAUGAAAUAAUUGAGAGUUUGGCAAAUAGAUAAAAGUUUAAAAUAAUAAUUAUGCUUUUUCGAUAAUUUAUAAUUUUUUCCACUUUAAUUAAAACUAUCAUUUUAGAAAGUUGAAAAAAAAAAUAAUAAAUAAUAUCUUAAAUCAGCUGCUAGUUAAGCCAUAAAUUGUGAUGAAGUAAGCAUAACAAUUAAAGGUUAUGCAAUGACUAACUGUUAUACAACUUGGGAUUAAUUGUAAAAUAAAAUGAUGUAAAAUUAUAAGGAUGCUAUCUUCUCAAAUUUAUAUAAGUUAGUAGGUUCGAUUGAUUUACUUGGAAAUCCUAUAGGAUUGAUUGAAAAUGUGUAAGAAGGUUUUUAAGACUUAUUUGAAAUGCCAUAUGAUGGAUUCGUUCAAGGACCAUUAGAAGGAGGUUUAGGCAUAGUCAAAGGAGUUGGAUCUUUAACAAAAGGUGUAGUGUCUGGUACCUUCAAUUCUGUUAGCAAAAUAACUGGAAGUGUAGCUUCAGGCAUAUCAUAAUUAUCAAUGGAUGAUGACUAUUUACAUUAUAGAUAAUUACAAAAUUCAAAAAAAGCUAAAACUCUUGUACACGGCUUAGGUUAAGGGAUGGUAAGCCUUGCAUCUGGAGUAGGUUAUGGUUUAGCCGGACUUGUGACUCAACCUUAUUAGGGAGCCGAAAAAGAUGGAGUUGGAGGCUUUUUUAAGGGAGUUUCCAAAGGAAUAGCUGGUUUAGUCAUCAAACCUGUUACAGGAGCACUUGAUUUAGUGAGUAAAACUUCUGAAGGAGUAAAGAAUACAGCUAUUUUUUUUGAUGAAAAGCCUAAUGAAAUGAGAAAAAGACUACCUAGAAUAUUUUAUGGAGAAGAAUAAAUAUUAAGAAAUUAUAUGCUCUAAGACUCUGAAAUAAUGUAUAUUUUAGAUAGUAAAAACUUUUAUUAAAAAUUUUAGAAUUAAUUCCUGGGCUAAUCUUAAUUGACACAUUUGUGUUCAUGAUCACAAAGUACAAAUUUGCAUACGUAAUCACAACAAAAUAAUUUAUAUUACUAGAAAUAUUAAAAAAGCAAAUUUUGAUUGCAUUUAAUAAUGACAAUUUAAAGGCAUACGAAUCUCAAUAAAAGGAAUACAAGAUAUAUCUUUACAAUUCUAAAAUAAUUUAUAAAGAGAGAGCAAAAGUGAAGGCUUAUAUUGAAUAGAAAAAAGAAUGUUUGGUAAUAAAGCAAUCGGAUGAGAAAAUACAUUAAUUUUUAAAUGAAAAGCUUAAAUAAAUACUUUAACUUAUGCAUGAUGUUUGAA